This is a messenger RNA of Xyrauchen texanus (razorback sucker), 2268 nucleotides long. Its product is annotated as NADH dehydrogenase [ubiquinone] 1 beta subcomplex subunit 10-like. Lineage: Eukaryota; Metazoa; Chordata; Actinopteri; Cypriniformes; Catostomidae. The transcript has 4 exons. The record is from RefSeq and is a predicted model, not a curated record. Bases 60 to 569 code for a protein of 169 amino acids.
UGGGGAUUUAAGGUCGAGUAAAGGUGUUUUGAAAUUUCCCUUCUAGUUUAUGCCUGAAAAUGCCGCGAGAUUACGAUAAAGAUGUGUAUCCCGAGCCUCCCCGUCAGACUCCAGUGGUGGAUAAGCAAUCGGCACUGCCAAAUCCAGCGUUAAUAUUGUCAAAGCUCUUUUACUACUCUGUCGAUCUGCCAGUAACCACAUUAAGAGGUGUUAUCGAGGGCAUCCAGGGCAAUAAGUCCCAAUACUUCCAUCAGAAGUUCCGUCGUGUUCCAGAGCUGACCGAAUGCCAGGAAGGAGAUUACCUGUGCUACUAUGAAGCCGAAAUGCAGUGGAGGAGAGACUAUAAAGUGGAUCAGGAGAUUGUGAAGGCAAUCCAGGAGCGUCUCAGGGCCUGCCAGCAGCGAGAGGGACACAGUUACAGACAGAACUGUGGCACAGAACUGCAGCAGUUUAAUCAAGUUUCCAAGUCCUUUCAAUCACGCUAUGGGGAUCUUGGUGCAUACGCCAGUGCAAGAAAGUGUUUGAUGAAACAGAAGGAGAGAAUGAUGGAAGAGACAGAAAAGGCAUAACAUUUCCUCUGCUUGAUCUCGCUCUCAUCUAUGUAUCAAAGUGUAAAAUAAAGUUAUUCAAAAGUGACUUUGUAGUGGUUGUUUUGGCUUGAUAUGGAAAAAUGAAGUUUAUUACUUUGCACUUAAGAUCUGCGUUACACAUUUUAGGUUGUUUUAAAGGUCAAGUCAGUGUUUUAUUUUUAGAUAAUUGGUUAAAGGAUGUAAUUUUUGAAGAAAUUAAAUUACACACGCACUUGAGAUGCAGAAAAGCUGCUUGUACCUUGUAUUUUACUUUAUGGAUCAUAAUAUGGACGGGACAGGCGAUACUUGUAUUCAAGGCAAGAACUUUUUGCCCAGCACGUUUAGAUUUUUAAUGAUGUGAAAAUGAUUGUAAUAAACGGGCUUCUUGUUUGAGCACCUUUAGAUCAGGUUUACACUGACUAUAUAGUGGAGGUCCAGAAUUUACACCCAGCUAAUCAAACCAGAAUGAUCAUUGCACUAAAAUUGGAUUGCCUAUAUUUCAAGUGAUGUAACAGAAAUUGGACAAAUUAUACUGCCAACAUUAACUUGAAGCCAUAAUGCCAGCAGAUGUAAAACCAGAGACUCACUAAUGGUCAAUCAAUAUAUCAGUUUCACCAAUUAAACUGUGCCGAUAGUUGCUUUUUAGAACGAUCACGUUAUCUCAAAUAUAAACAAUGAUUUUUGCAUUUUAUUCAUGUUACUUGAGUUACACUUCAGAUUCUACACUAUAACAGCAGCCUCUUAAAGUGAAAUAAAAACACUGACGUCUCGUGGGGAUUUGCUGCAUCCAAAUCUGUCAUAAUUGACAUUAUUCUUCCAUAAUUUUAACCUAACUUCAAUGCACAUUUUGAUAAGAUAAUCAAGUUUUAUAAAUAGAAGCUUAGGGUAACAUGUUUGGCAACAUGCUCCAUCAGCACACUGUGUCUCAGACUUGAUAUAUUUUCAAUAACAAACCUAAUCAAUUAAACAUUUACACAUUUGGCCGACGCUUUUAUCCAAAGCGACUUGCAGUGCACUUAUUACAGGGACAAUUCCCCCGGAGCAACCUGGAGUUAAGUGCCUUGUUCAAGGACACAAUGUGGCUGUGGGGAUCGAACCAGCAAACUUCUGAUUACCAGUUAUGUGCUUUAGUCCACUACGCCACCACAUAAAUAUAUAUACGCACACUAAAAGAUUGUGUAGCCUCUAAAUGCUCAUCAGAAAAACUUGUAACAUUUUAUAAAUAGAUCUUAAAAACGAUCGGCCAAUUAAUUGGUUAUCUGCCUUCUCCACCAUCUCAUUUAUCUGUAUCAGCAAAAUCCACUGUCAUCCUCUACCAGAGACCACCAUUGUUUUUCCCUCUCAAAUGAGAGAUUACCAUAAUCCUAAAUUUUACCAAUGGACAGAAAGUUGUCUGUCCAUUGAGGCCAUUAUGCAACAAGUGAGCUUAAUCAGAAAUCUCAUAUUGAAAACUUAAAAAUCCAAAACCCAUUCUAGAAUUAUUUACUCCUAGCAUAUCUUUUUAAGAGAAGUUCAACAUAUAUUUUUGAUUGAAGUUGGGAAGUUUCAAACAAUGGAACACGCAUUCAUAGAUGGGUUUUCUGUCUGGACUUUAUUUCAAACCAUUGUACAAAGUUUAGGAGGCUGCUGGAAGAUCUCCCUGGGUUCUCUGAACAGAGACCCUUGUGUGAGUCUUGGCCAGAUGAUCAGUAAAUUCCUG